This is a messenger RNA of Diceros bicornis minor, 714 nucleotides long. RefSeq names its product atherin-like. Lineage: Eukaryota; Metazoa; Chordata; Mammalia; Perissodactyla; Rhinocerotidae. The coding region runs from base 1 to 714 and encodes 237 amino acids. The transcript is spliced from 2 exons. The record is from RefSeq and is a predicted model, not a curated record.
AUGGACACACCCGCGAGCACUCCGCCCCGGGCCGGGAGCGCGGCCGCCGGGGAUCCCUCGGGUCCGGGGAGCAGCGCCGGGUGCCCGGCCCGGGGCGCCCCGCCUCCCCCACCCUCCACCCCCGCCCACUCGGGCGCCCGUGAUUGGCUCCGCCCGCCCCUGGCUGCGCGCCGAAGCCCGCCUCCCUCGCAGCUAAAGCAGACUGUACCCGGAGCGGAGCGAGCCAGAAGGGAGCAUGGUCCCCGCGCCGCGGCCGCGCCAGCCCCCGCGCCGCCGCCGCCGUCCCCGCCGCCGCGGAUCUUGCUGCAGCUCCAGCCCCGGCCCCCGCUCCGCAGCGCCUGCCCGCAGCCCCGGCGGCCGCCGCGCCUGAGCGCAGCCCCCGCCCGGAGCCCGAGCCCCGAGCCCGGAGCCAGCCUAGCCCCGCGGCCGCCGCGGCUGCGGGGAGAGGGCGGGGGCGAUGCUGCCGGAGCCGCCGCCGCCGCCGCCGCCUCGGCGGCGGCGGAGGAGGAGGAGGAGAAGGAAAAGGGGGAGAAGGCGGAGAGCAGGAACGCGAGGAGGUGGACCUGGAUCCGUUUCUCCCGGCCAGGACCCGAGCGGCCCCAGCUACCACUACCCGCCGGCGCCGUCCGCUAUCCAUCAGCCUUCCUGCGCCCACCCGCGACCCCCGGCUCUCUGUGCGUUGGGCCAGGUCCAGAGCGGCGCGGCCGGAGGUAA